AACAUGGACGACACGCUCGCAAAGUUCUUUCCUGAUGUUGAGGGCAAGUUACGUGAGACCAAGCGCAAGUCAAUCUAUUUGUGGGAGUCACUGCGGGCUAAGAUCGCGGCGGCGAGUCAAACGACAAAGGGCGACCAGCUGAAAUUCAGCCGGGAUUUGGGGACGGGCCUGACGGUGACUGUGCUAUCCCCAGAUGGGGAGCGCGAGAUCGUCACGUGGAUAGACGAACUACGUGCAGAAGGCGCCCCUGUCUCGGCCUUCAUGCUGCAGCGGAAGGCGCUCGCGAUUGCUGCUGGUGAAGGGCUGUCCAAGGAUGCGCUUAAAGCCUCGUGGACAUUCCGUAAGAGCCAUUUGCGUCGUCACAUGAUCUCACUA
This is a messenger RNA of Phytophthora sojae, 375 nucleotides long. RefSeq lists its product as hypothetical. The annotation marks the transcript as partial. NCBI's taxonomy places the organism in Eukaryota, Oomycota, Peronosporomycetes, Peronosporales, Peronosporaceae. The record is from RefSeq and is a predicted model, not a curated record. The transcript has 2 exons.